UGUCGCCCCAGUCAGUUGCAGUUGUGGCUUCCAAGUGGCCGCAUCAUGGAAAAGACUAAAGUGGAAAACCCAAUGGAUAUCUACCACGAUUCAGUGAUCUUUAUAACAGGAGCCACGGGCUUUGUGGGCAAGACACUGCUGGAGAAGCUGCUCUGGAGUUUUCCACAAAUCAAGCGGAUCUACAUGCUGAUCCGACCCAAGGGCGGUGUCAGCGUCAAGCAAAGGUUCCAGGAGUUUCUGCAGAAUCGAAUCUUCGAGCGACUGCGAGCCGAACAUCCGGAGCGACUGAAGAAAAUCUUUCAUUUCGCUGGCAACAUUGAGGACGACAAUUUUGGUUUGUCAGAGGCGGACAGAGUCAGGUUGUGCGGCGAGGUGAACAUUAUCUUCCACAGUGCGGCAACGGUGCGCUUCAAUGAGUGCCUCAAGGUGGCAGCGCGUGUCAACUCCCAGGCGACAUACAAUUUGCUGGAACUCUGCAGAGAAAUGACUCAAUUGAGGAGCUUUUUGUAUGUUUCCACGGCCUACUGCAAUCCGGGACGCAAAUAUGUGGACGAGGAAGUGUAUCCCACAUUGCCGCCAGUGGACUGGCGUCAGUUUCUCACCUGCACUAAGAAAAUACCCGAAGACUAUCUCAAUCAGCUGUCGGACUACAUCAAGGGACCGCAUGUCAACACCUACACAUUCACCAAGUCCAUAGCCGAGCAGAUUGUCAACGCGUACAAGGAUGUGAUUCCCAUUGUGAUUGUGAGACCCUCGAUUGUGACGGCCGCCUACCGGGAGCCAUAUCCCGGCUGGAUCGACAACAUACAGGCCAUCAGUGGCAUCAUGAUGGAGAUUGGCAAGGGCGGCAUCAGCAGCAUAUUGGGCGACAAGGAUAUGAUAUGCGACAUCAUACCAGUGGACUUUGUGGUUAAUGCGAUGAUUAUGAUGAUUAACAAGGCAAAGUUGGGCAGUUUAAGCAUUUGCAAUGCCACAUCGGGUGUGACAAAUCCCAUCACUUGGCAGCAUUUGGGGGAGCUAACCAUGAAGUGGUCGAGGAUCUAUCCCACCAAACGUAUGAUAAUGUUCCCAAACUUCAAGUAUCGCCGCAGUGCCUGCCAACAUGAGUUGGCCGUGUGGAUGCUGCACUUUGUGCCCGCCCUGCUAAUGGAUCUGCGCACACUGCUGCUGUCCCAAAAGAAGCGAAUGGUCACGCCCAUAGCCAGGAAGUUUCGACAGGCAUGUCUGGCAGGCAGUUUCUUUUCGCUGAAUGAAUGGAUCUUCAAGAACAAAAGUCGUUAUUAUUUCAGAGAACAGAUUGAGAAUGGCACUUUUCCCAUGCUCUACUGGAACCUGGAAGAUCUCGACUACGAUGAAUACGUGCGGCGUCACAUGAUUGGCAUUAACAAAUAUUUGCAUCGGGAAAACUUUACUGUGGACUCCAAUAAGCUUAUGGUAACAAAGGUCUAUUGGGUCUGGAUAUUUCUUCAUUUGUGCUUUUACUUGUUGCUUAUCUACGUCAUAUUUUAGUCAGAAAUAAGUGUGUAAUUUAAGAGUUUUAUGUUUGUAAUUACU
Drosophila guanche is the source of this 1554-nucleotide messenger RNA. RefSeq names its product putative fatty acyl-CoA reductase CG5065. Gene Ontology annotation, molecular function: alcohol-forming very long-chain fatty acyl-CoA reductase (NADP+) activity. The record is from RefSeq and is a predicted model, not a curated record. Gene Ontology annotation, biological process: long-chain fatty-acyl-CoA metabolic process. The transcript is spliced from 8 exons. NCBI's taxonomy places the organism in Eukaryota, Metazoa, Arthropoda, Insecta, Diptera, Drosophilidae. The coding region runs from base 46 to 1509 and encodes 487 amino acids. Gene Ontology annotation, cellular component: peroxisome.